Mus caroli (Ryukyu mouse) is the source of this 3943-nucleotide messenger RNA. The record is from RefSeq and is a predicted model, not a curated record. Lineage: Eukaryota; Metazoa; Chordata; Mammalia; Rodentia; Muridae.
UUUCCGGGUGCCAUGGUGCAGGUUUCGCUUAGUAGCUGAACAGGCUUGAAUGAUCCUGUGUGCUUUGCUCUCUGUCCUGCCGCUGGAUGCUGUGGAGGGUGCUCAGGCAAGCUCCGAAGUUGCGACAUGGAUGCAUUGACCUAUGAUGAUGUGCAUGUGAACUUCACUCAAGAAGAAUGGGCUUUGCUGAAUCCUACACAGAGGAAUCUCUACAAAGAUGUGAUGUUGGAGAUCUACAGGAACCUUAAAGCUGUAGGCUACAAUUGGGAAGACCAAAACACUGAAGAAUAUUGUCAAAGUUCCAGAAGACAUGGAAGGCAUGAAAGAAGUCAUACUGGAGAAAAACCCUCUGAAAAUACUCAAUGUGGUAAAGCCUUUGGAUGUCACAGUCAUCCCAAAAGGUAUGAAAGAAAUCAUACUGGAGAGAAACCCUAUGAUGGUAUUCAGUAUGGUGAAGCCUUUGUACAUCACUAUAGUCUCCAAAUGCAUAAAAAAAUACAUACUGGAAAGAAACCCUACAAAUGCAAUCAAUGUGGUAAAGCCUUUGCACAAACCAGAACUCUUCAAAUACAUAAAAGAACACAUACUGGAGAGAAACCUUACAAAUGUAAUGAAUGUGGUAAAGCCUUUGCACAAUACAAUACUCUCAAAAGGCAUAAAAAAACCCAUACUGGAGAGAAACCCUAUGAAUGUAAUCAAUGUGGUAAAGCCUUUGCAGAUCAUGAUCAACUUCGAAAACAUGAAAGAGUUCAUACUGGAGAGAAACCUUACAAAUGUAAUGAAUGUGGUAAAGCCUUUGCACAAUACAGUACUCUCAAAAGGCAUGAAAAGACCCAUAUUGGAGAGAAACCCUAUGAAUGUAAGCAAUGUGGUAAAGCCUUUACACAAAAGGCUCAUCUCAAAAUACAUAUAAUAACACAUACUGGAGAGAAACCUUACAAAUGUCAUCAGUGUGAUAAAGCCUUUGCAUCUCAUGGUAAUCUCCAAGUACAUAAAAGAACACAUACUGGAGAGAAACCCUAUGAAUGUGAUCAGUGUGGUAAAGCCUUUGCACAUCAUUGUCAUUUCCGAGUACAUAAAAGAAUACAUACUGGAGAGAAACCUUAUAAAUGUGAUCAAUGUGGUAAAGCCUUUGCAGAUCAAGGUCAACUUCGAAAACAUGAAAGAGUUCAUACUGGAGAGAAACCUUACAAAUGUAAUGAAUGUGGUAAAGCCUUUGUAUGUAACGCUAGUCUCCAAGCACAUAAAGUAACUCAUAGUGGAGUGAAACCUUAUGAAUGUAAGCAGUGUAGUAAAUCCUUUGCCUCUCAUGGUCAACUUCAAGCACAUGAAAGAAUUCAUACUGGAGAGAAACCUUACAAAUGUAAUCAAUGUGGUAAAGCCUUUGUAGAACACAAUACUCUCAAAAGGCAUAAAAUAACCCAUACUGGAGAGAAACCCUAUGGAUGUAAGCAAUGUAGUAAAUCCUUUGCCUCUCAUGGUCAACUUCAAAAACAUGAAAAAAUUCAUACUGGAGAGAAACCUUAUAAAUGUAAUCAAUGUGGCAAAGCCUUUGCAGAUCAUGGUCAACUUCAAAAACAUGAAAGAAUUCAUACUGGAGAGAAACCUUACAAAUGUAAUCAAUGUGGUAAAGCCUUUGCAUACCAUUAUGAGCUUCAAAUGCAUAAAAGAAUACAUACUGGAGAGAAACCCUAUGAAUGUAAGCAAUGUGGUAAAUUUUUUGCUUCUCAUGGUCAACUCCGAAAGCAUAAAAGAAUACAUACUGGAGAGAAACCCUAUGAAUGUAAGCAAUGUGGUAAAUUUUUUGCUUCUCAUGGUCAACUCCGAAAACAUGAAAGAAUUCAUACUGGAGAGAAACUUUACAAAUGUAACCAAUGUGACAAAGCCAUUGCAUAUCAUAGUUAUCUCCAAGUACAUAAAAGAACAUAUACUGCAAAGAAGCCCUAUGAAUGUAAUUAAUGUGGCAAGGCCUUUGCAUAUGAAAGUUAUUUCCAAGUACAUAAAAGAAUACAUACUGGAGAGAAACCCUAUGAAUGUAAGCAAUGUAGUAAAUCCUUUGCCUCUGGUCAACUUCAAAGUCAUCAAAGAAUUCAUAAUNGAAAGAAACCUUACAAAUAUAAUGAAUGUGGUAAAGCCUUUCCACACCAUCGUAAUCUUCGAAUGCAUAAAAGAAUACAUGAUGGAGAGAAACCUUACAAAUGUAGAAAAUGUGGCAAAGUCUAUUCACAAUCAAGUCACCUCCAACUACAUGAAAGAACACAUACUAAAGAGUAAUCCUAUGAAUAUAACCAAUGUGGUAAAGCUUUUACAGCGAUCUUGAAAGGUGUGGUGGUUUAAAACUACUUGGCCCAUGGAAAGUGGUAGUAUUCAGCAGUAUGGCCUUUCAGGAAUAGAUAUGGCAUUUGAGAAAGUAUGUCAUGGUGGGGGUGGACUUUGAGAUCCUAUGCUUAAGCUCCACACAGGGCAGAAGAGUCUUCUGGCUGCCUUCUGAUCAAGAUGUAGAACUCGUCUCCUGCAGCACUAUGUCUGCUUGGACACUGCCAUUUUUUCAGCCUUGAUAUUAGACUGAACCUCUGAAUCUGUACACUACCCCCAAUUAAAUGUCCUUUAUAAAAGUUACCUUGGUCAUGGUAUAUUUUCACAGGAAUAAAACCAAAAUUAAGACAAAUAACAUAAAAGAUAACCCACUGGAGAGAAACUGACAAGCAGAUAGUUCUCUGCAUGUUUGAUAACAGAAAUAACAUGUUUUUGAUAGUUUCUUCUUCCUUCUCCUCUCUUUCCGUUUUUCCUCAUCUAUAUCUUCCUACAUCUUUUCCUUUCCAUUUCUCCCCCCCCCCCCAGGAUAGUGAUAUAUUAAGAUAGAAUCUCACAUAUAGCCCAGGGUAGUCUUGAAUUGAAAAUCCUUCUACCUCUAUCUCUUGAAGGCUGAGAUUAUAAGUGUGUAUAUCAUGCCCAGGUUUUUCAAGCUGAAUCCAUGGAUGUGGAACCCUGAGUUACAAAUUUCUGUCUAAUCUUUGGGAAAUUGCUAAGCUGAUGAUAAUAUUGAGGAGUAGACUCAAAGAGUACAGCCAUUCCUCCACUUCUAUUAGCUCCUGGAAUCCCAUUACUAUAGGGAUAUGGAGUAAGCCUAGGCAUUCGUUCUAAAGCAGUCUGUUUCACUUGAGACAAUAAGAGGCACCAAAAUGACCAAGAGGGACUAGAACUUAAAGCAACAUAAAGGCCUUCUCAAGCCAGACAAGGACUCCAGGAGAUACUCUAACAGAUUUAGUGAUCCAUGGUCAGAGAGGACCAACCCCAUUGUAUUAGGAGGUGAAAGAGAGGGUUCCAAGGUACUUCCCUCUUGCUUCAUAUAGUGUUUAUUUAAACCCAGACACAUACUGGAUAGAGUAGAGAUGAGUAUCUUUAAGAGUCACAUGGCAUUCUUUCUAGACCAUCAUCCAUGUCCAAAGAGCAUCAGAACAUGGGAUCUGCUACUGAUGCAUUGAAGCAGUUCCAGAAAGAUCACUGUCAUGUGCCUAUUAGUUUUUGAUAUGUUUAAUUCUAAGCUUCUUCAGAAUUUGGAAGGAUGAUAGGAAGAUGGGCAGGAAAAGAAAAGUCUUGUGGGUUUUCCUUAAUGCUUUCCCUCCUGUGUUCUACAUAAUGCAAAGCAUGAACUAUGAUUGGUCUCUGAGGUCUUUCACUGUUUCUCAUUGGUAAUGUUGCCUGAUGAGCAGGUAAUGAAUUCUGGUCUUUAAUGUGCAUGCAGAGAUCAUGAUUUCCUAAUAAUUCAAUGUGUUUUCUUAGAAUCAACAUUGUAUUGAAUAUACAAAACAUGUAAACUGAUUUACAGUGUAUGGAGGAUAUGUCUGGGUUCUGUGCUGUUACUACCCAAUUCUAUGUGCAUUGAGUGUAGUUUAACUCCACUGUAUUGUUGUGGCUGCUCAGUAUUGCUUAUUGACCAUUC